GAACAACUAUUAUCAUCGAAGGAACGAAAUGACCACCACUGAUGACCUGGAUUUUAAGCACCACAACUAUAAGGAAAUGCGCCAGCUGAUGAAGGUCGUGAACGAAAUGUGCCCCAACAUCACCAGAAUUUACAACAUUGGCAAGAGCCACCAGGGCCUGAAGCUGUAUGCCGUGGAGAUCUCUGACCACCCUGGGGAGCAUGAAGUCGGUGAGCCGGAGUUCCACUACAUCGCAGGGGCCCACGGCAACGAGGUGCUGGGCCGAGAGCUGACCUUGUUGCUGAUGCAGUUCCUGUGCCAAGAGUACUUGGCCCGCAACGCGCGCAUCGUCCGCCUGGUGGAGGAGACCCGCAUUCACAUCCUCCCCUCCCUCAACCCCGAUGGCUAUGAGAAGGCCUAUGAAGGGGGCUCGGAGCUGGGUGGCUGGUCCCUGGGGCGCUGGACCCAUGAUGGCAUCGACAUCAACAACAACUUUCCCGACUUAAACACGCUGCUCUGGGAGGCAGAGGACCGACAGAACAUUCCAAGGAAAGUUCCCAAUCACUAUAUUGCAAUCCCUGAGUGGUUUCUGUCUGAAAAUGCCACGGUGGCGGUAGAGACCAGGGCUGUCAUAGCCUGGAUGGAAAAAAUCCCCUUUGUCCUGGGCGGCAACCUUCAGGGCGGCGAGCUGGUGGUGGCGUACCCCUACGACAUGGUGCGGUCCCUGUGGAAGACACAGGAGCCCAGCCCCACGCCCGACGACCACGUGUUCCGCUGGCUGGCCUACUCCUACGCCUCCACGCACCGCCUCAUGACCGAUGCCAGGCGGAGGGUGUGCCACACAGAGGACUUCCAGAAAGAGGACGGGACCGUCAAUGGGGCCUCUUGGCACACUGUUGCCGGAAGUCUCAACGAUUUCAGCUACCUUCACACCAACUGCUUCGAGCUGUCCAUUUACGUGGGCUGUGAUAAGUAUCCGCACGAGAGUGAGCUGCCCGAGGAGUGGGAGAAUAAUCGAGAGUCCUUAAUCGUGUUCAUGGAGCAGGUCCAUCGCGGCAUCAAAGGCGUGGUGAGGGACUUCCAUGGGAAAGGAAUUCCGAAUGCCAUUAUCUCUGUGGAAGGCGUUAACCAUGACAUCCGAACAGCCAGCGAUGGGGAUUACUGGCGCCUCCUGAACCCCGGAGAGUAUGUGGUCACAGCCAAAGCCGAAGGGUUCACCUCAUCCACCAAGAACUGCAUGGUCGGCUAUGACAUGGGGGCCACGCAGUGCGACUUCACACUCAGCAAAACCAACCUGGCCAGGAUCAGGGAGAUCAUGGAAAAGUUCGGGAAACAGCCCAUCAGCCUGCCAGCCAGGCGGCUGAAGCUGCGGGGGCGGAAGAGACGACAGCGCGGGUGACCUCCCAACACUUGAGACCUGUCCCGGACCCCUGCAAAUUAAACCACCCCCAGAUGUAGCUCCAUAGAGGACUCGCUCCCUGUUGUUUUCUCUGUAAUUCACGAAGGCCUGGGAGAAUGUGUGUAUUGAAAGGCUGGUCCUGAGGGGAGGGCUGAAAGCUUAGGAUAUUUUUUGUAGUCUUUGUCCCAUUUAUCCAAAUAACUCAGAUCAGCAGAGAAAGGCUAGUAGGAGUGAGAAUUCAGCAACUCAACCUGAGAAUUAGAGACAGAGCGGGGCUUGCCAGCUCUGGGCCUCCUGGCUGCACCGGAAGGGAAGCCGGUGCUCCCCUCCCCCCACUUGCUUGUGUGACAGCAAGAGUUCCUCGUGCAUUUGCAUUUUGCGUGGCUCCAGUUGCAGCAUUCCUGGGGCCCUGCGGUCCCAGGAGUUACCAUCUGAGAUGCUCACGGGCAUUCUGAGAGAAUCCACCCUCUCUGGCCCCAGGACACUCCAAG
This is a messenger RNA of Odobenus rosmarus divergens (Pacific walrus), 1869 nucleotides long. RefSeq names its product carboxypeptidase X (M14 family), member 2 (gene CPXM2). The record is from RefSeq and is a predicted model, not a curated record. Lineage: Eukaryota; Metazoa; Chordata; Mammalia; Carnivora; Odobenidae. The transcript has 8 exons. Gene Ontology annotation, molecular function: zinc ion binding; metallocarboxypeptidase activity. Gene Ontology annotation, biological process: proteolysis. Bases 29 to 1378 code for a protein of 449 amino acids.